AUGGAUCGAUUUUUGCUUUUACAGCUCGCUGCUAUGCAAUGUCAUCCUAUGAUGUGUAAUAAUGGAGCAGUUCAAAUGCCUGCAGGAUCUUGUGUCAACCUUGUAAACAACACUUUAUAUCUCGAGCCUUGUAAAGACAAUAAUAAACCAUUUUGUGAUUCAGGCACUGAUGUAUCAUAUUGCACCGCAAACCCACUUUUCCCAGAAGAGCUUUCGUAUCCUGGAGAACCCUGCAAUAAGAAAAAACACUGUAAAUACGGAGAAUGCCUUGAAGGCUACUGCCAAUCAAAAGCACUCAAAGAAGAUUGUAACUUAGAUGAAGAAUGCAACCCAGGUCUUUAUUGCAGCAAUAAUAAAUGUGUAAAGCAGCUAGAGCUUGGGGCAACUGGCUGCAAGUCAGACUAUGAAUGUGUAAACUGGGCUGCUUGUAGUGAAGGAGAAUGCAUACAAUAUUUUUCUCUCCCAGCCAAUGCGUCCACAUCAAGAUGUUUUAGCCAAUUUUCUGAACUUUGUGCAGGAGGGAUGUGCUGACAAGGACUCUGCAUAGAUCCAGUCCAGUCCUUUAAUGAAAGUGCCUUGCCGAGAAAAUGCAAUUCAUAUAUGGAUUGUACGUCAGAGGCUAGUAGCCAUAGAGUUUUUUAUUCUGAUUGUAUGUGUGGGAUGAACCCUGAAGGAGCCAGCUAUUGCACGCUAUUUCCUGGAGAUUUGAUAUAUGCACAUUUGAUAACUGUGAUCACUAAUUGGAUUAACAGUGAAAUGUCUGAUAGGUGUAAUACAGUGAGAAGGCUAUCUAGUUAUUGCAUUUCACAGUUUUGGGAUAAGCCGAACUCUGAGGAAUUGUUUUUGUAUUAUUACAGAACUUAUUUUUAUCCACAAUUGCAAGGAAAUGACGAUUGUAUUAAGGACAUAUUUACAGGGUUUUAUUGGGAUACUAUUGCCACAAUCACACAUGCGAAAUAUAUGUUUUUUUCGUCAUUAAUUAUAGUUUAUUUGCUUGCAUAA
This is a messenger RNA of Blepharisma stoltei, 1002 nucleotides long. The record is from the annotation of a GenBank genome assembly. Lineage: Eukaryota; Ciliophora; Heterotrichea; Heterotrichida; Blepharismidae.